CUCUUACUCCGUACACACCGAUAAACUCCUUUUACUUUGCGCUGCCUACGAGAAUGGUUAACAUCGAUUUUUUCGCUGCCCAGCGGUGGAUUGAUACGGAAUCGCAAUUAGCCAAAUAUGACCUUUCCAGCUCUUGCGCUGCGUCUGUCUCAAUUGAGGAGCUGUCAUCCCUCGCCGAAGGCGAACAGGAUAGGAACCCGCCGCUUCCAGCUUCCAUCUUGACCAUGCCAUUAUGUUACGGUGAGGCCUACCAGGGCUCAAAACAGCUUCGAACAACCAUAGCCAAUCUUUAUUCUAUUAAGAUUCCGACUCCACUGCCCGUCGAUAACGUUUUGAUCACACCUGGUGCCUCGUUAGCCAACCUCGUGGUCUUCCACGCUUUAUGUAGCCCUGGGGACCACGUUAUUGUUCAGUACCCUACUUAUCAGCAAUUGUAUUCUUUGCCAAAGUCGAUCGGUGUCGAAGUUACCCUGUGGAAGAGCAAAGAGAAAGAUAAAUGGCAGUUGGAUUUAGAAGAGCUGAAGGAUCUCAUCAAGCCAAAUACCAAGAUGAUUGUUCUAACGAAUCCGGCGAAUCCCACAGGAGCCAUAACUCCACGUUCUCAACUUCAAGCCAUUGUAGAAAUCGCAAAGGAACACUCGAUAAUCGUAUUUAGCGACGAAAUAUUUAGACCUCUGUUCCACUCAAUAACUCCUAUGGAUCCGGAAUUCCCUCCAUCUGCACUAUCGCUUGGAUACGAGAAUGUGUUAGUGUCCGGCUCCCUCUCCAAAUGCUAUUCCCUUCCAGGAAUCCGUGUUGGCUGGCUCGCUUCUCGGAACAGCGAUUAUAUUGCAAGUUGUCUCAAUUAUCGUUCAUAUUCCACGAUCUCGAUGAGCCAUCUAGAUGAGGCUGUAGCCUCUUUUGCGCUCGACGGCAAGUGUAUACAUAGCCUGCUCCAACGAAAUAUGGGUCUUGCCAAACAGAACAUUGCGAGUGUGGAAUCAUUUAUUGAACAGCACCGAUGGGCGUGCGAUUGGGUUCGACCGGUCGCGGGGACGAUAGGAUUUAUCAAGUUUUCCAAAAUGGGCAAACCAGUGGACGACGUGGAAUUCUGUAGACGACUACAAGAUAAGAAAGGGGUGCUGUUGGUUCCGGGGAGCUACGGCUUCGGGAACCGAGAAGAUUUUAAAGGCUAUAUCCGCAUUGGCUAUGCCAUGAAGCCUGAGAUAAUGGAAGCGGGACUUGAGGCUCUGAGAGAGUUCAUGGAGGAAGAAUUCGAGAAUGUCCCUUUGGCUGGGACCAAUAAACUAGCACUUAGAUGAUGCAGUAGACCAGAAGGUUAACCGCAUAUGCAGUUGGGUUCUCAGGCACAUUGAGUCUACUCCGGCUAGAUAAUAA
Molecule: messenger RNA, 1377 nt
Organism: Coccidioides posadasii C735 delta SOWgp
Lineage: Eukaryota; Fungi; Ascomycota; Eurotiomycetes; Onygenales; Onygenaceae
Biological process (GO): biosynthetic process
Molecular function (GO): catalytic activity; pyridoxal phosphate binding
Source: RefSeq, a predicted model, not a curated record